Molecule: messenger RNA, 1183 nt
Organism: Zychaea mexicana
Lineage: Eukaryota; Fungi; Mucoromycota; Mucoromycetes; Mucorales; Lichtheimiaceae
Product: PPP4R2-domain-containing protein
Exons: 4
Coding region: 104-922 (272 amino acids)
Biological process (GO): protein dephosphorylation
Cellular component (GO): protein phosphatase 4 complex; nucleus; cytoplasm
Molecular function (GO): protein phosphatase regulator activity
Source: RefSeq, a predicted model, not a curated record
CUCAUGUUUCUGGGCAUACGAUCGCCAAAGCAUUAAAUUCCAACUUUCCAAAACCCGACGAUCUCUGUGUUGGCAGCAGUUCAUAUAGGGUGCAAAGACAAAAAUGGCAGAAGACACGAUCGAUGAACCAAUUGCAACAUCAACACAAACAUCACAAACCGAAACACAACCAUCGCCGAAUUCAGGCGAAAAGACGCCCGACAAUCAACCGCGUCCACUUCCAAACUCGAUCGAGAUUGGUGACACUUUAGACGACCUCGAAUACCAUCAAGGUCUUGCAGAGAUUGCAGAGACAAAUCAGAUAACACAAUCUUGGAGCGAUUUACAAGUAGCAAUAAAAAAUGCAAUACUUCAGCAAUGCGAACUUAUUGAAAAGAAAGAACCCGCACCAGAAGAGUGGGCAAACAUCGAGAGUAUCAAAACUAAUAUUUUGCACAGCCUCGAGAAUCAUGAAAGACCACCCUUCACGGUUCAACGAUUAUGCGAGUUGGUGAUCGAUCCUCGAAAACAUUAUCGAAUGUUUCUAAAAUACAUAAAUGCAAUCGAAAAGGUCCUUUUGGUAACAUCAACAUGGGAUGAUUUUGUGGAACAUUCAGGCACCAAUGGAGUAAGCGAAGUACCAACAUCCUUGAGCGAAGGAUUAUUUGCAACAGAAGAUAGCAUGAUCAAUGGUGUGGAGCUGGAACCGAUCACCUUUGAAAACAACAGCAGCAGCAACGAUGAAGAUGGCGAUGACGACGAUAGCAAUAAUGACAAGGACAAGGAAUAUGCCACUAUGAGUGAAGGCAAUGGUACUCCUCCCAGUAACGACGACAAAAAUGACAGCAGUAUUAGCGACAACGACGACAUCAGCAGCAGCAGUAGUAAUUUAGACAAUAAAGAUAACAACAAUGGGCCAACCGCCAUGGAUGUAGAUGGAUGAUAUGUACGCAUCAACAACAAUUAACAGCAACAACCAAAAAGUACCUUUUAAGACACAACGGGCCGAUAGAUAUAGGAGGAAGAAGGAAAAGGAAAAGCCUAUCCUUGGAAUCGGCUAUUGACUCGGUCACAAAGCAAAUACACAUCUUUUUUAUUGUUUAAGGAUUAUCUGUCAUACGAUAACAACAACAAGGAUUACUGCUGCGGAUAUUGUUGAUGUGCUUUAUUCUGAGGGGGGUACUGUUUGGAAGGGAGGUAGGAG